Molecule: messenger RNA, 3612 nt
Organism: Aspergillus brunneoviolaceus CBS 621.78
Lineage: Eukaryota; Fungi; Ascomycota; Eurotiomycetes; Eurotiales; Aspergillaceae
Product: putative C6 transcription factor
Exons: 7
Coding region: 262-3480 (1072 amino acids)
Biological process (GO): regulation of DNA-templated transcription; DNA-templated transcription
Molecular function (GO): DNA-binding transcription factor activity, RNA polymerase II-specific; zinc ion binding; DNA binding
Source: RefSeq, a predicted model, not a curated record
AAUCUCGGCCACUCGCCCGCCUGGGCUCCUGCGAUGAACUUGCACCAGUCACAUUCGAAAUAGCGCCUGUCCAUGGAUGUUCCCUUCAGUUCAGUGCUUUCGUCCAGGAAUCUCCCUCUUUGUCCCUCUCCGUGACUUCUAUACUCUCGGUCUACGAUCCCCCUGCGCAUCAUCUGCGGGUACGAUCGAUCGCCAUAGAGCUUUCAGAAUAAACCAUCAGGUGCCCAAUGUGUCGUGACGCCGGAUGACCACUUGCUCGCAAUGAGCCAUAUUUCUUCUCAGAAGAACGGCGGUAAUAAUGUUCCCCCUCCGCGACAAAUUCGCUUUGUGUCGACAGACGGUCAACCUCAGACAAAGCGGCGGCGUGUCAACGCGGCGUGCUUAACAUGUCGCAAGCGCAAGAUACGAUGCUCGGGUGAACAACCAGUGUGCAAGACUUGCUCCGACUACAAUCAUGUAUGCCAAGGGUACAGCGAGCCAACAACACAUGCCCGAUCACAAUCUGAUUCCAGUGCUCGAGCCGCGACAGUCGCACCUUUAUCGAUCUCUAGCGAGAAUACUUCGCGCGUGGCUCUGAAAGUCGAAACUCGUUCCCCAGAUCCUCCCGGUCGAGCUACCGUGCCUCCUGUCGAACGCAAUGACAGGCCUGUAGCGGAACCCAUACCGUCGGAAGUGAAAGAGGCCUCAUCUGUCAGAGACAUAUCUUCCCAAACAACGAAAGAGCCUGAGCAGCAGACCUUAGCAGAAAGUCCAGAGAGCAGUCGCACUUCUCUAAGUUCAAGCGCUCGCACACAUGUCCCUUAUUUCAGGUUGUCCAAGUCAGAGGUUCUCGCAAGAGCAAUGCCUCGUUAUCAUCAGGUCUGCAUAAUUUCGCUUGCCAUACGCUUUCGUGUGCCACAAGAUACUGGCCGCUCACGUACUAAUACUGCACAUACAGAGUCCCUAUCACCAUUACGAAGUCCCAGAUUUCCCAAUCAUGGCAUCAACAAUGUGAGCGGUAUGCCUGAUACCCGCGACAGCCGUGACUACAACACUAUUCCGUUCUAUGAUCGCGAUGAUACCCUUCCUGUUAGCAAUCUCGUGAUGCAUCUUUGCGAUCUGUUUUUCGUGCAUCUAGGGUGCAGCUUUCCUUUUCUACAACGAGACAGGUUUCUACGCGACCUGAAAGACAAGAAGGUCGAUACAAUGCUGGUGGACGCGAUCUGUGCGUUAUCUGCUCGUUUUUCUCUCCAUCCGCUCCUGAGUCCGCCUCAGGCACCUUCGAUAGAUGGAUCCGAACCAGCAGUGGAUAUGAAGAAAUCAAACCGCGGUCGGCCAUUCGCUCAUAGAGCGAUGAGUGCUCUGGUCGAUUCACUCUCUUGUCCUACUAUCUCCGUUGUGCAAGCAUGCCUCUUACUAGCUUACGAGGAAUUCGGAUCGAAUCAUGAUAGCGGUCUCUGGAUGUACUUGGGAAUAUCCAUCAGGAUGGCGCAGGAUCUUGGGAUGCAGAAAGUCCAGGGUCUGGAAUACAAUUAUGGUCAGAGUGGGGUAACUCCAAAUGCUGUGCUGACUGGACAAGCUGGAAAGUUGAGAGACGAUCAGUAUGAUGAACCGCAACCUUCCCCAACACUAAGGGGCCAGCCGCGCGACGCGGAAGGUCGACGUGCUUCGGAACGUGAACGAGUGGAUUCUUUUUGGAGCAUUUUCUUUCUCGAUCGAGUGAUCUCAUCUGGUACCGGAAGGCCUGUUACCUUGCGUGAUGAAGAGAUUGAACUCUGUUUCCCUCUUCAAUCCGAAUCCAGGCUGCCGAAUGGUUGGCCUGCACCAUUCCCUCCACUUAUCCGCAUCAUUCACUUGUACGGCAGAGUGACAGACCUCAUCAAUGGGAUUCAGGAUGUCAAGCAUGUAACAUCGGACACACUGAAGGUGCUGGCCGGCAUGGAAAGCGACCUGACAGGAAUAUACCAACGCCUAUCACCCAGGCUCCACUUCAACGCCGCAAACUUUCAAGCAUAUGUCAAGGCGAAAGAAGGAACAAAUUUCAUACUUUUACAUUUCGUAUGCUUGGCCUCCUUUCCCAUGAGAACUCCUAUUGACACAGACCAGUGGUUUCAUACCCUGAUAGUCUUGCUGCAUCAGCCGACGCUCCUUCAUUCAUUUGGAGGGACAAUUCAGCAUCUAUAUCCGAACAGCCGGGAAUUGUCGAUGUCCUCAGCCAAAACCAUUGCUGACAUCCUCUCUUUUUCAGAGCUUGUUGACGGAAAGAGUUUUAUUGGCAAUCCUUUCACGAGCCAGCCGAUGUACAUUGCUGCAUGCGCUUUUCUGAUGGAAAGUGCUUAUUACUCCUCGCCAUCAUCGAGGUCGUGUUCGCCUCCCAUCCAACCGCUUCUGACAAACCAAUCCAGUGGAUUUGUGAUGCCCAGCAUGGAUCCGGCCACCGGCUCUGAACGAAAACCUACCGCUAAGCACAUUCUUCUCGCAUCCGCUGCGAAAGAGAAUUACCAAAGAUGUUACAAAGCAUUGAAGGCGCUUGAGACCUAUUGGGAAGGUACAAGGUACAUUCUAACGGUCUUAGACCAAAAGGCCAAAGGGAUCGUGGACCCACUUUUGUAUACUGUGGAAGAGAUGGAAAGUACUGCUGGGCUAUCUUCUGUCCAGCCACUCGCGGCACAACCGUGGCGACGGACGCAAUCGUCUGAUGAUACGGUGGGUGCUGACCCAUCAGCCCCUGGCUCAGAUACACCAGCAGAAGGAAGGCGGUCGCCCAAAAUAGAUCCGAGUCAAGCUAUUGGAUGGGCUCUUACUGGUGCGACAAACUCUUCGCAGCCGAAUCUAAGCCUUCUUUAUCAGAUGCCUGCACAGACAGAACCUAUCCCGGAAAAGCCGACAUAUUCAUCUCAAUAUAGCCAUAGCUACCCCCAUAUACCUGUUCAACCUGAUGGUGGUGAGACUUCGUACUCUUACUCACAGGCCACAGAGUCAUCCCGGAGCACAAAAGCGACUCCGGGGCCAUCAAUGGCCUCUACAACUGCGCAAUAUUCACACCUGGCAUCCUCCGGCAGAGUUACCACUUCUGAUGCUAACCUUCUCCUUGGUUUGAAUACGACUUAUCCCGGUUCGACCUCCCGUCUACCUAAUUCACGGUCGGCUUUCAAUCAUCAAAUGCCUUCUGCUGCAUGUGGGCUUGAGGGUCACGCCCAAGUCUAUAAUUAUAACAUCCCUUCUACUGUGAGUGACGCUCAUACAGGGAGCGGGCACCUAAUUGCGCACAGCGCUGGACUGCAUCCUGAUGCCGAACCUCAUGCUGGAAAUGUGUUUAUCGAGAGCCAAGACGUUGAUAUGGCUAUGCUCCAGCAAAAUGAUCAGCUUCCCUUCGCGUUCAGCGGUGAAAUACUUCCAUGGCUUGAAUAUCUUCCACAGGACGUUCUCAAUUACUUUGGCGAUAAUCAGAAUUAUCCGGGCAUGCUGAGUCCGGAUGACGAAACCCCUCGACCACAUUAGCUUGUUAUCGUACCAUACGAUCCCUACGAUGUCUAUACCCGUUUAUACACGGUCUGGCCUGUUUCUACCCACUUCAGAGAUCAAGAUUCGAGACCGUUAUAAAUACCACAACAAGAAAGAUUGCUAUGGAGC